Molecule: messenger RNA, 1116 nt
Organism: Dovyalis caffra
Lineage: Eukaryota; Viridiplantae; Streptophyta; Magnoliopsida; Malpighiales; Salicaceae
Source: the annotation of a GenBank genome assembly
AUGGUAGGCUUUUGGGGGCGGACCUGUGACAUUUUUAUAUUACCAAGGGAGGCUCAUGCCAUCUCCGUACUUGUGGGGCAGCUUUUGUUCGACGUGGCAGCAUUACAGCAGGCGACAGGCGUAGAUGCCAUUCCACGUGGGACCUCAAGAAACAUCAUCAAUGGAGGUUCGUUUACGUGGAGGGCUCCAUUCCUCCUCUAUUGUUGGCUUAUAGACGAGUUAGGGAAGGUGUAUGAAGGGUCCCACAAAAACAAUACUAGCGGACGGACAACCCCAGGCCUAAAAGGACGUUGUUUAAGCCGCCUAGAAGCCAUCCCAUUCCUCUCUCCAUCGGCUGCGUUCUUAGGAAAGAUAGCAAAAAAGCGAAGGAUGCAAGCACAUGAGAGGCCCAUGUUAAAAGUGCCCCUUAAAAGAGCGCCAAAUGGAUGGAGACCAUCCCAUGACUCUCAUCCACAUAACAUUCGCAAACAUCAAGUCCGUAUCAAAUUCAAACACUACUGCUCCUCCAUAAACAUAGAGCUACUUCCUCUACCUCCUCCUGCAUGGCAAUCAUUCCUCCUAUCCCCUCUAUUAUUGAUUAAUCAGAGGUACUUAUUUCUCUCUCAUUUAAUGCAAACAUCUCGCCUAAUUACACAAAGCUAUAGUUCUUUUUGUUCACUGCCCUUCCCAAUUCCAAAAUUUUACUCUAAAUUAGUUAAUUUGAGUUUUAUAUGGCGAGAAAGAGACUUGAGAGAUGAAUAUAUAACUUUUUUUAAACGUCUCUCUCUCAUACAUCUUCGAGUGCUUUCGAUACCUUCUUAUAAAUUUACAAAUCAACAUGGUCAUAGAUCAAUCAUGGACAGCAAUGGAGUUCAGCGAUGGCUGCAGACUGUGGCCCCCCAGCGUUUUAAAAAGCAUGGAGCUUUACGGCUCACUUUCACAAAAGCCAGACUAGACAAUAAACUAACUGGUUUGGGCCGUCUAGCUACGUAUGCUUUUUACAGCUUGGCCCGCAGUAGUACUGGGACCAACCCAGGUCCAAUUGAAGCAAGCCCAACUGAUAACCCAGUCAGAGGCAAUAACGGAAGUGGCAGAAAUGAAACGAUUCAGAUAUGGAGAGAAUCAAGGGAGAUCUAA